AUGUGGUAUAGCGAAACAGUAGAGCUAUUGAUCGUAAUUGGAAUAGGAGUAUUUGAAAUAAUUCUGCUAAUGUGUCUCAUCUAUUAUGUAAGGAAAAUUCAUAAGAAGAAAAAUUAUUACCCUAUCUAUUAAUUGUCUCCUAUUACAACCAUUUUAUAAGGAAUAUCAUUUUAUAUUUUCUAACUAACGAUAGUGAUCAACUUUUACUAUAUUAAAACUUAUGGUGAAAUUACCUGGGAGGUUUGUAUUGAUCAAAAUAUAAAUGAGGAUUCUAAUGAUGAUGAAGGAUAUUCAAUCUAUAAAGAAGUCCCUUAUUAUGUAUUAACUAUUGUUUAUCUAUAUUCAAGAGGCUGUUGUUUCACAUUCACACUUAUGAAGUCAUUAAGAAUUUUGAUAGCGUUCUCGAAAUAAAGGUUAUAAAAAAAUAAUAAAAUAGUAAAAAUCUAUAUGGGGGAAGCUCAUAUAAUAAAAAUUGCAUUAUUUUAUGGGAUGAUGUUUCCCGUAUUCACAAUUAUUACAAACUUAUUCUUUUAUAAUUUUGAAUUUUAUUGUUGCUUGUCGGUCUAUGAAAAUAAUACUCGAUUAGUAUUUGCAAAUAGUUUUCUAGAAGAGCUAUCAACUCUAUAUUUGAUGACAAAAAUAAAGUUUAAUAAUUAUUUAGAUAAUUUAAUAAACUUGACAAUAAAGUUAUAAUUUUACUACAUCUGUUGGUUUGCGUUUAACUCUCUCAUAUUUAAACUAAUCCCUUUUGGUCCAACUAUUGUCGGAAUUUCAUGCUGGUUCAGAUGCUUUUAUAUGUUUUACAAUUUUACAUGCGUCCCUUUGAAUGGAAGGUAAAAAAAUCCAAACCUGUAUAUUACCUAUAAUUAAGUGAUGGACUUUCGCCUUAUAACGUCGAAGGUUUUCAAUAAUUAUUACUAAAACAAUUAUAGUAUAAUUGCCUUUGAAAAUUUCCUAAAAAAAUUGAAUAGGAUUCCCAUAACAUAAACAGAAAUAGAAUUUAUAGCCUAAAGUAAUAAUUUUUCAGAAGCAGAAUUGUUUGAUAAAUAUAAAAAGGUUGUCGAACUCUCAUCAGCUUGGCAGGAUUAUCAGAAAUUAACUGAUGAAAUAUUUAAAAUAUUAAAUUUAUUGCCUACAUAACAAAAUCCAUAUCCUACUAUUGAUAUUCUCUAAAACGAUUUAUAUAAUCAUUUUGAAUAAAUAUACAAAGUGUAUUUCCAACAAACAGUUGCAUUUUAAGCAAUCAAGGAAUUAACUUAUCAUAAUUAAAUUAUCUAAGAAAAUUUCAAGGUAUUAAGAAUGCCUCUAAAUGAAUGGAAUUACUUUUGA
Messenger RNA from Paramecium octaurelia, 1329 nucleotides. Lineage: Eukaryota; Ciliophora; Oligohymenophorea; Peniculida; Parameciidae. The record is from the annotation of a GenBank genome assembly.